AUGCAAAAACCUGGGCGUGGAGGGGGGGGUGUGGGAGCGGGGGCGGAAUGGACUUUCAAUGGGGGCCAGGGCAGGGAGCAACCGAGAAGAAGGCGCAAGCUGCGACUGGCGCUGUGGAGGAGGCGACGGGAGCACCGGCAUCAUGGUGCAGGCGGCGAGGUGGUCCUUGCCACUUGCCUCAUGAGCCAGGCCGCAGCGUGCCGCGCAGCGCCCGGAGGGGGUGAACGCGGCACACCUCUCGCAGCCCUGACGCCGAGAAGGAGCGGGGACGAGGAGAGGCCGGCGAGCAGGUCUGCCGUCUGGCGGUCGAGAACCGACAGGCGAGUGCGGGUGGCGAGCCAGCUCGGCAAGCGCCUGCGAUACGCGCCGGUCGAAAGAGAAGCAGCCAAAGCGUGCGGUUGGAAGGCGGAGGAGGAGGAGGAGGAGGAGGAGGAGGAGGAGGAGGAGGAGGAGGGUCUGGAGCAGCGCGCCGCACUCCGUGCGGUGAGUGCCGCGGCCGCGCGGCUGCCCUUCAGACCAUAA
This is a messenger RNA of Prorocentrum cordatum, 522 nucleotides long. NCBI's taxonomy places the organism in Eukaryota, Dinophyceae, Prorocentrales, Prorocentraceae. The record is from the annotation of a GenBank genome assembly.